AUGGAGGCUUAUGAAAGUGUGUUACUUGUGAAAAAUGAAGUCUUUGUUUUUAAAAUACCCCCGAGAACGUCUAACAGAGGAUAUAGGGCAGCUGAUUGGAACUUACAAGAGCCACAAUGGACGGGGCGUAUGCGGCUGGUUGCGAAAGGCGAUGAUUUAAUUAUGAAGCUAGAAGAUAAGACAAGCGGUGAAUUGUUUGCAAAAUGCCCCAUCGAUAAAUAUCCGGGGGUGGCACUUGAGGCUGUUACAGACAGUUCAAGAUAUUUUGUUGUCAAAAUACAGGAUGAUAAUGGUCGCAGUGCCUAUAUAGGUCUUGGAUUUGGAGAUAGAUCAGAUUCUUUUGACUUGAAUGUUGCAUUGCAAGACCACUUUAAGUGGUUGCGGAAGGAACAAGAAGGUGAAGGAACUGCAGACCAGCAACAGAUGGAUUUCAGUUUUAAAGAAGGAGAAACAAUAAAGAUUAACAUGAAAAUUACUAAGAAAGAUGGCAGUGAGGCUAGCCGUCCUCGUCGAGCUGGGGGUGCUAAUGUUGGUGGGCUCCUACCUCCACCACCAGGAGGGUCCAAGCUUCCACCUCCACCCUCUCCGCAGCAUGUGCCAACACCAGCUGGGACCCCAGCUGUGCCUAAUACCGAAUGGGGUGACUUCAACUCGGCUAGCAAAAGUAAGCAAAGCUCUUACCCCCUCCCUCCAUGUUUACAUAAACAUUUUCAAUUACUUGCUCCAGCUCAACAACCAAAGCCAACAACUCCAGCCAACCAGCAAAACUGGGUGCAGUUCUAA
Messenger RNA from Danaus chrysippus (African queen), 783 nucleotides. NCBI's taxonomy places the organism in Eukaryota, Metazoa, Arthropoda, Insecta, Lepidoptera, Nymphalidae. The record is from the annotation of a GenBank genome assembly.